This is a messenger RNA of Lytechinus pictus (painted urchin), 3651 nucleotides long. RefSeq lists its product as uncharacterized. The record is from RefSeq and is a predicted model, not a curated record. The transcript has 8 exons. Gene Ontology annotation, cellular component: membrane. Lineage: Eukaryota; Metazoa; Echinodermata; Echinoidea; Temnopleuroida; Toxopneustidae. Bases 369 to 1970 code for a protein of 533 amino acids.
AGACACAUAAAGGAACACAGGUCAGCGCUGAGUCUUGUCAAGGGGGCUUAGGAGUGUCAUGCCAGGAUAUUUUAGUAUCAUUCUUUCGUCGAAGCCGAGUGACUAACAAACUUUAGAAAGCAGAACUUCUUUGCCGACAACGGCAACCCCUUGCCUUUAAUUCGUUAUGCUAUUAUCGUGCAGGGGGAGGAAGAAGGCUCGAAUCCCUUACCACGGCCGAUGGAAGCAACGUAGCAGCGUUAAAUAAUCACUUGGAUUAUAUCACUUACAGAAUAUACUGUAUUCGCUGCACUGAUAAUAGUACAGGAUUUUUCAGUCUGGCGUGAGUUAUAGAGGGGACGGAGGGGUACCCAAACUUUUGCUCAACAAUGGAAUUACGAAUUGCCUCUGUGCGUUGGAAAAUUUGGUGGAAUUUAUUCUCAGCCGUUAUUGUUGUACUUCAAAUUGAAUGUUCUUUCGGAGAACUUCGGCUUGGUGGUGGUCGCACGCCACGAGAGGGCAGGCUUGAAGUUGCCUACGAGAAUAACAUCCAACCGGGCAAAUGGGCCUCUGUUUGCGGGGACGGCUGGACCAACGAGGAUGCCAUAGUUGCCUGUAACGAAGCAGGGUUCCCUGGCCCUGCAGUGGCUGUCAGGCAUGCCCGGGAGAGAUAUGGAGAGAGUUACCUAAAUAUCAUGCUGACAAAUGUCGACUGUAAACCAGAAGCUCCAAAUCUGAUGCAUUGUCGGAAUACCACGGCAGACGUCAGACCCUGCAGGACAGGUCGAGAAGCUGGAGCUAUUUGUCAACCGCCGAGUUUCCAAGGGUGUUUCAAGACGGUGGAAAGUACCAUCCAAAGCGAUGCCGUCAUGAUAAACAGGAACAUGACAGUUGAUACCUGUAUGGCAUACUGUAUGAACAGGACAAUGCGAUUCAGUGGUGUCUCGGUGGACCACUGUAGCUGCUGGAACUUCAUGCCAAACACCACGACAGAACUGUUUUCUGUUGAACCUCAUCACUGCCUCCAGCACUGUCCAGCGAACCCUCUGCAGGUCUGUGGUGGGGUCAGUGGCAUCAUGAAGACCUUUGUCAUCUACGACACAUACGUUGGAUUCUGCAACGAUCCUGGGGACAUCAUGAAUGGAUAUCGUGACAGCGACUGGUUUCAGUUUGGUGCCACGGUGAACUUCCAGUGUGAUGAGGGUUACGAGAUACAGGGUAGCGAGAACCUUACAUGUAUCGAGUCAGGUCCUGGGUACGACUGGAACGAUGCCUCACCGAUUUGUACCAGAAUUAUUAUCACAACACAGCCACCUACUUUUGAAACAGAAAGCGGCGGCAUUCUCACUGAUCUCAAUGGAGAACAGAAAUUAGAAGUCCUAUACGUUGGUGUUGUUGGUGGAGGUGUUGGUCUCUUGCUUCUGAUCGUUGUCAUCGCUUUUGCCGUCGCCUGCUGCAAGUCGAGAAAGAAAACUGCGAAGACGCUAAUCAACGAGGAUGACGAAGAGGCACAGGUCGGUCGACUGAAGAAGAAGAAAAGGAAGAAAUCAAAGAAAACAAAGAAAGUUAAGAAAAAGAAUAGAGAACAAGAUAUUGAUGAAAAGGAUAAAGACGAGCUCGAACUCGAAUUCGACACAGAAGACGACGUCGACAAGGAAGACGAGUUAGAAAAGGACGAGUAUGAUGAGGAAGAAGCAACAUCAAACGAAAAUAAAGCCAAUGCAAAACUAGAUGUGGGUCCUAUCGCGACAGCCGAUCUGAGCUAUUACCAGACCGAACAGGACCAAAGCGGUAAAAACAAGAAUAAACCGCUUCCAUCGGCUCGUGGACAGGGACGGCCAACGUCGAGUAGCAAACCGGCGAAAUUCAACUUCAUCGAAACAGAUCAAAGAAAGAACUCAAAGAGAAGUCGAGGUGGUUUGAUGAAAAAUGUUUUGUUUGUGAAAGGAAACGGGGACAAUGCUUCAGAUAUUUUGCUCAAAGAUCCUUAGGAUGCUCUUCGAUAAACAUUCAAAGUAAGGAUAACAAAUUUUAAGUUUCUUAAUAAAAUAGGUUGGGCUAUUAUAAUAAGCAAACUGGUUUUCCUGACGUAUUCCAUUGAAACAAUUAGCCAUGAAAUAAUUGUUGUUUCCAAACACUCUACAGUUCUACUCCUUCAUGGUACUCGUGAGUAGAAAGUUACAAAUAAUUACAAGACUUUGUUAUCGGUCGGGAAAAAAUUGGUACGAACUAAAUUCUGUUAAGAAAAUGUUUAAUGAUUAAAAGAUUUCGCUGAAAUUGUAUUAUUUCGACUUUGUACUUUAAAAAAAUAGGAGAUUGUAAGAUCUACAGUCAAUAAGAGCGAUUUUAAAGAAGAAGUAGACCUACGUAAGUAUUAUCACCAUCCAUUCAAGCAUUUGUAUGCCUGUAUCGGUCCUUCUGAAGACCAAUGGCUUAUUAUAUUUGUACUAGGCCGACUGUGUUUUAUUGCAAAGAGCAAUAAUCAUUGCAUGAAAUGAUUUUUAUGAUAGAAAAUGCUGUGUUUUAUGCUGAGAGUUGAUAAUUGAUGAAAGAAUUGGAAUGUGCAAUAUUCUAAUUUUUCACCUGUAUUGUAAAUCUAUAACAUUCUUAAAUGAUAUAAUCUAAAGAGGAGCUUAUCAAGGCAUUGAAACAGAAUUACUCAAAACGAAAGGCGAUUAAAGGGGCAUAUCGAUUCUUCCUUUCCUGAUCAAAUCAAGUCUGUUAUUAACGCACAUGAAAUCAUAGUUAUCAAUAUUUAUAAAAUUACAUAUGUGUUUAGGACUAACUUCAGUAUAAUAUGGAAUAUCUUUAAAUUUCCUGAAUGAAUUUCGUUUAUAAAAGUAGAACUAUAAUUAUCAUUUUCAAUAAUAUUAAACAAAAAUCGAUAAAAAGUAUGCAUGGAAUAAAAUAUACUUGCUCGCUCGUUAAUAAACAUAAUGAACAUCUAUAUCAGCCUUUUUUUCUCUCUCUUUCUCUUUUGAGCUUUCAAAAAUCAGGUAUGUCAUAUUCCAGUCGUUAGCAAAAUAAUAUAUAACUCUGAAUACAAAAUCGCCAUGGAGGACAUUCGUCAUUACUUUGGAAAGUGAUUGUUUCCAUUACCAACGAUCAAACACGAACACUUGUUUCCUAUUAAAAAAAACUUUUUAAAGGUUAUUAGAUGAUACCUUCAUAUGAUGACUUUGAGGUAUUGAACAGAUUAUCAUUACUUAUGUUUCAAUAAAUGAACAAGGUAAGAUAUAAUGCAUUUGAUAAUAGGUUUCCUAACAUGAAAAAUAAAUAGUUAGUAUUCCAUCUUUCAGGGAGAGCGGUAUUUGAGACCACAGAAAAUAUGAUAUAUUGAGUAUACAUACAAAAUAAACACUCAUGUACAUGUAGAGUUAUAAUAGGGAAUAGUUGCAUUAAAAGUGACUGAUCGGGUAUUAUGUUUAAAUUGCAAAAUACGAUUAUUUUUAAGAACUUUGCCAAUUUUUUAUGUAAUGUAAAUAUAAGUAAAAUGAUUGCAUAAACAUGAAUGAAAUUAUUACGUUUAAGUGUAAAUAUACCAAUUUAUAAAUAAUAUUGUUAACCGCAGAUCUUUAAUUUGAUGCGUUUGUUAUUUGAAUUUGAAUGUAAAUGAGAUUUUAUUUUGAAAAUCUUGCUAUAAAUUGCAUCAUAUAAUGCAGCAAAGAAAAA